AGAAACAGGUCCGUAGUCCAGUAACAAGGUCGGUGUACAGGGCAGUCCGAGGCAAAGGUACAUAAACGGCAGGCGAAGAAUCAGGGUCAUAACGAGACAGGCUGGGCGGGAAACAGGCAAGGAUCAAAACGAACAGGCAAUCAGAACAGCAGGAACAAACCGAUUGACUGGCUCAGUAAACUGGGGCAACAAUCUCGCACUGAAUGACUGGUGAACAGGGAAUAUAAACAGUGGAAAACAGGUGCACACAAUAACAGUAAUGAGUGAAGGGCGUGCAAAUGCCUGCUGAGUGAGAAACCGGUAACAGCUGAGAAAUGUCAUUGAAAAACCACGCCUCCAAAGAUCGUAGAAAAUUAAAAGAUCUACAAGGUGAAGGCGCGGCAGGCGACGCAACAUAUGGCUGCCCGUGAGUGACUUUUGAGAUGCUACUCUGGGCCAUUCUCGUGAUGUCCUUGAUAUUGGAGCCCUACCUAUGUGAUUCUAAAUCUGUAGGUUCUCUGUAUAUUGUUGAGGACCCAGUCAACAAUGCAGAAGCAGACAAACUGCUGAACAAGAUUCAAUACGUCGCCCGGAGCUGCAAAGAGCUCAAAGAAAAAUACCAAGUUCAUGACGAUGGGCUGUAUUACCUCACUACCACAAACGGAAUUCUGUACGAGGCGUUCUGUGACAUGACCACGGCGGGUGGGGGCUGGACACUGGUGGCCAGCGUCCAUGAGAAUAACCUGUAUGGGAAGUGCACUCUGGGGGAUCGCUGGUCCAGCCAGCAGGGCGACAACCCCAAUCUGCCGGAGGGGGACGGAACCUGGAGCAACAAGGUUACCUUUGGGUCUCCUGAGGCUGCCACCUCUGAUGACUACAAGAACCCCGGGUAUUAUGACAUCACAGCAGAAGACGUGUCCGUGUGGCAUGUUCGGAACAAUGCAGAUAUUAAAGAAUGGAUCGCCAAGUCCAUCUUGCGCUACCACACAGCGACCAGAUUCCUGACUUUACAGGGUGGAAACCUCUACCAGCUGUUCAAGCGCUACCCUGUGGGAUUCAAUUUGGGCACAUGCAACACUGACAAAGGCCCAACUGUUCCUAUAGUGUAUGAUUUUGGGAAUGCAGAAACUACUGCAAAUCUGUAUGGGCCACUCUCAAGGGGGGAGUUUACUGCAGGUUUUAUCACUUUCCGAGUCUUCAACAAUGAGAAGGCAGCUAUGGCCAUCUGCUCUGGAGUCAGUCCCAGGGGAUGCAACACAGAACAUUACUGUGUGGGGGGAGGAGGCCAUUUCCCUGAAGCUGCACCACGUCAGUGUGGGGAUUUUGCUGCGUUUGACUGGGACGGCUAUGGAACCCACACAAUAUAUAGUGCCUCCCGGGAUAUGAUUGAGUCUGCCAUGCUGCUGUUUUACCGCUGAAGAGACACCAUUUCUCCCCAUCACUCUUCAUCGUUAUUAUUACAUUGCAGCAAAUCUCUUUCUACUAUCUUUGCUUAAUUACAGGUCAAAAGGGGUUCUCCAUGUUAUUUAGGCUUUUACAGAGAAAGGAGGAUACUACUUCAUCUUUUAACUGUUUUAGCAGGUUUAAGUGAUGUGUAAUCCACUUUGUUCUGUUUUUCAUAUUUCAGAAUAUAAAAUUGGUGUUGGGCAGUACAAUUGUAAAAACUGAAUAAAUAUAUGAUAUUAUGCAGCA
This is a messenger RNA of Anguilla rostrata (American eel), 1671 nucleotides long. RefSeq names its product intelectin-like. The transcript has 8 exons. Gene Ontology annotation, molecular function: oligosaccharide binding. Bases 423 to 1397 code for a protein of 324 amino acids. Lineage: Eukaryota; Metazoa; Chordata; Actinopteri; Anguilliformes; Anguillidae. The record is from RefSeq and is a predicted model, not a curated record.